Ambispora leptoticha is the source of this 588-nucleotide messenger RNA. The record is from the annotation of a GenBank genome assembly. NCBI's taxonomy places the organism in Eukaryota, Fungi, Glomeromycota, Glomeromycetes, Archaeosporales, Ambisporaceae.
CGAACACUUAAAUCUUACGGAAAAACUUUACAAGCUCUUCGUAAAGAAGAAGCUAAUGGUUCAGCCUUGCUUCAGUCGAGUCAAGAAGAUCUUGAAAGAUGGGGGAUACGCAGGAAAAUCAGUCUAGUGGAUGAAACUGAAGAUCUGGAAACUGAUGUUGUCUUUAAUGAGGGAAUACGUCGUUGUCGAUUACCGGUAAUCCCGGAAUUGGCAAAACUGUUUUCGGAUUUUACCUGCUUUAUUUGCUUUCACAAAAAAAUAAAACCAUUGUGUACCACAACGAUUGCCAAUAUCCAACAAGAGGAUACCAUCCGUAGUAAUAUCUCUGACUUUAUGGAAUACUUGCGCAAUAGAGAUGUCUGGUAUUUGAUAAGGAACGGCAAUACGAUACAUGCCGUUAUGGUCAUGGAACGAAGUCAACGAAUGCAAGAUCGGUAUGUUCAAUCCUCUCGAAGAUGUGAGGAUCGAGUAUUUGCACUCGCGCUGGGGAGGGAUUCCUCGAUUCAUUUAGAAAAAGCUCCAGAUUUCUCUCAGCAAGCUCAACUCGAAGAUGCAAUUAGCGAGAAUGAUGAGAGAUUAUUUCAAUUU